AUGCAAAUAGUGGUGACGUGGUUGACGGUAACAGCUUUUGCGGCCUCUGGGGUACUCGCAAACAGCUCCAAAUUUCGUUAUGGCUAUAGUGAUUGUAUCGACAAUAAGCGUACACUUUUCUACUAUUUGGAAAGCGAGGGCACGUGUUUCGCCAACACCACAGGCCAAGUGCUUGCAAAACCUCCUGUUCAUAAUCUACGCUGCGAUGUCGAAUGUGGUCGUGGUUAUUAUCUUGGAGUAAAGUACGUGAUUAUAUCUUUUCUGAUACUGUGCCUGUAUCAGGAUGUCAAAAGGUGUCCAAAGGGUAAAUACUCGCUCGGUGGAGGUCAGUUGUUCUCACAACGUACGAAUGCAUGGAGCACUCCGCUGCCUGUCGUAUUUCAGACAGAUUGUAUGACUCAAAGCAUAUUCUCGGGUCACUGGGCUCACAAUUGCAUGCCGUGGGAGUCUUCGGCUGAUGGGUCCUACAUCUCAUCGGGUGAAAAUUCUGAUGUACUUUACAAUUUUGAGGCCGCGAGACUUUACUCGACGUUGCGAAUUAGUGCAACUUUUGUGCGGGACGGUUGGGUCACAUACAAGUAUCUAGUGGAUGCGGAACAGCCGUUUGAUGGUUUGAUGUUCCAGAUAGACGAUGAUGAAAGCUCUGCUUUGGUUUCGCGGUCGGAUGGCUGGCAGGAAACCAUUGUGCAGGUGUCUGCUGGUGCGCAUACGCUAGCAUGGAACUAUAUAAAGGACUAUGCUGGAGAUGCAGGGGCGGAUAAGGCAUUUAUUAAGGUGAUUGAAAUGGUGGGCACGGCCUGGUCUGAUUUGCACUGUCAUACAUGCGGAGGAGAUAUGACCAACAGUGGUGGUUCCCUGUGUGCUUUCUGUGGUCCCAAUGAGUAUGCAGAUGCCAAGUCCAACAGUGAGUUGGAUUUUACGUGUUACCCAUGCCCACCGAAUACGUACGCACCGAAGGGAUCUAUCGGCGUUUCGUCUUGCAUUGAACAUCAUGCGUGCUCGAUGGACGACGUAGAUGAGACGUAUACUGCUUGCAAAGAUGGUGUGCGCGAUGUCACGUAUUCAUGGAGCCAGCCGCAGACGUGUGAUAUGACGUUAAAGAAGAGCAUUAAACUUCCUGAAUCGCAGAAGGGCAUUCCGUGUGCUAACUGCGCAUGGGGUUACGACGUUGGGGAAGGAGAUGAGUGCGUUGAGGUGUGUGAUGCUGGUCAAGUAUUAGCCGCUUCCGGUAAAUGUGAAGAGUGCCCAGCUGGUACAGUUGUUGUCAAUGGACUCAAGUACGGUGUGGGAACACCGGACGGCUGGAGCUUCUGGCCACAGAUCUUUGACGCCGACGAAGCUCAGCAUGCAGGGUGGAAGCUCACGAAGAGCGGUGCGCGGUUUGUAUAUCACAUGAGAGACGAUCGGGAUACCAGUAAUUGGUCUCGGCCCAGUCGUUCGGCCUUGUCGUUCGGCUUACCUUUCAUCCACUCCGGCUCGUUGAACCUAACGUACACAUUAAGCGGCGUUCCUACAUUUGCGAACAAUGGUGCACUUGCUUGGGUUGAGUUGGAAGUGCGCGAUGCCGCUGACAGUGACAAAAGAGCGCAAAAGAAGAUGGAUAUCCCAAGUGCACCGAAUAGCAAUGACGGCUCUACCAGUAGCGGUGGUAGCGACAAGACGAACUCAGACCCCAGCAUUUUCCACUUGCUUCAUGGUGGAGAAAAUGGCACGUUCAGCGAGGUUGUGCACUUUAAUAUUACCUUUGCAUGCGUAAAGGAGUUUAAAUUUGUGGUGCGAGCAACUAGUGCCCAGGCAAGGCGCGCAAUUGAAGCAAAAGUAGUGUCCCUAGACUUUACGGGCACCCGAGAAGGUCCCGGUGUGAGCUGUGAUAGAUGCCCAUCCGGUUACGAACCGUCAAAUUCGAACGACGGCGAAGAGCAAGCGUAUAGCCAACACAUAUUCAAGGGGGGGGCAGCAAAGUGCAUUCCGUGUGGUGCGAAUACAUACAGUAGUUCUGGCGCAGUGGCCUGCGCUGCUCCUCAGGUGGUGACGCUGAAUGCUAGCUCGUCGUUGGUGGAGGAGUCGUCGUCAUCUUUAUUAUCAUCGUCCGCCGCCGUGUCAUCAGUGCUCGAUGGUUUGCAGGUGACUUACAACCUGUCGCUACUGGAAACGCUUGUGUGGGGCAAUGCGAGCAGGAUCCUUGAAUCCAAGGUUUACGGAAACUCGACAAGUCUGCAGCCUACGACGCCUGUCGAGUUUACGAUGGAGCUUGUAGCGGACGAUCAAAACUAUUUGUUCACUGGACUUUUUCGCCCUCUCGGGAGUGGCUGGUUACAACAAGUGCCAGGUCUGGUUGUGGACCAAGAUGUGGACACGAACAGCGAAGUCGCAUACGUUGUUCUUGCCAAUUUGGUGAACCCACGCGAAGCAGGCAACUACUUUCAUCAGAAAAGUGGCGUUUACGGCGAAGUCAUGUGCUCGGCUCCAGCGCAAUGGAAGCUUUUGAAUGGUGGUAGCCAUUUGGAUAUUUUGCCGUUGGAAUCAGGCGCCGGUGUGAAGGUCUCACUGACGGGUGGGUCACCUUGCGUCGACGGCAAGACGAUGUCCACGACGUUCAAUUUUGAGUGUGAUCUUAGCAGUGGAACGAAAAGUAAACCAGUGUCUGCAUCACAGGACGAUGGCGAGUGUAAUUGGGAUAUUGUCUGGAAGACUGCGUAUGCUUGCCCGAUUUGUGAUCGCGACUACUUCAACGAACUCCGCUCAGCUUGUAAUGGCGGCGAGCAGUUAGUGUCGUAUGCUCGCAAGUUAGCGUGUUACUCCGAAGCGGAGAGCGCUGAUGCGAUCACUACAUGCACGGAGAGUGCCGUCGUGUUGGACACAAAGGCCCUCUACUCAGUCUAUGCGGCCGUUGCUAUUGUGGGUUUUGUUGUAUUGCUACUGCUGAUGGCUAUUCUUGUCGUCCACCGCAAGUAUCGCGACGCCUACAAUAAUUACAUGUACCUGAAGGGGAAAAUGCCGACGGAGAAGACACAGGACGAUGGAUCAAAGGAGACCACGUUUGAGUUUACACCACGGUCCAAUGUCCUGCACAGCUCAAGACCUGCUGUGUCCGAUGAGGGAGAGAAAAGCUCUGCUGUUGUUGAUGCCAAUGAUGUAGAUGGCGAGCUGCACAGCAUUCAGAGCGUCUGA
Messenger RNA from Peronospora belbahrii, 3171 nucleotides. Lineage: Eukaryota; Oomycota; Peronosporomycetes; Peronosporales; Peronosporaceae. The record is from the annotation of a GenBank genome assembly.